AUGGUGAACUUUUUCAAAUGUCCACGUUUAAUUCGACACACCGAGCCGAAGAAUGUGAUGUUUGUGCAUGGCGAAGCUUCGAAAAUGGAAUUUUUGAAAGAGAAAGUUGAGAAGGAGUUUGGUCUGCGGGUCUACAAGCCGGCGAAUGGUGAAUCGAUAACGAUCGAAAAGGAUGUGGAUGGUUCCUUGACGGUACCAUCGCAAUUGAUCGAACGUUCCAUCGCUCUCGACCCAACUCCAAGCAAGAAAUUCUGCCCUUUUCGUGCAUAUGUGGUCAUGGAUAAACAGUCGAAUCAAUUGGAAGUUAUAUCUGCGAAAGCAGCUGCCAGGCAGUUCAGCGUUAAUUUACAUUCGAUAACAUUCAGUGAUACGAUACAGUUGGAGGAAAUUGAUUGGCAUAAAAUUGCAAAUAAAUUGAGGCGAUUCGAUCCGCAUUUGGACGUUAAACAGGUUUGA
Anisakis simplex (herring worm) is the source of this 456-nucleotide messenger RNA. NCBI's taxonomy places the organism in Eukaryota, Metazoa, Nematoda, Chromadorea, Rhabditida, Anisakidae. The record is from the annotation of a GenBank genome assembly.